AUGAAAGUUGUCGUUGUGCAGCCCGAGGAGAAGCUACAAUCCAUGCCGAUCACAUAUGGUGCACUGGAACUGGAGGCAGCAGCCGCAUUGCUAAUGCUGCGCUAUCAGUACGACAUCAAAGUGGCACAGACGACAACAACAACAACAAUGCCGCCAUCACCACCGCCGCCGCCGACGUCAUCGUCGGCAUUGUUGCAGCCAACAGGUGGAGUAGCAGCACCAGCAAAAGUCGUCGUCGUCAAAGUGGACAAAUGCACACCCAAGGAGCAGGUGUGCAGUGGCAAUGCUGUGAAUCCCAUUGCGCAACCGCUCAAGAAACGCAGCAUUCCACAGCAUCUGCUACGACGUUCCUUAACGCCAGCAAAGUCAACGCCAGUUGCCAACAAAAGCAUAAUCAAAGCGAAGCUAAAAGUGGUGCCAGCAGCGCCGUGCAACAAAGCGCUGCUCAAAUCCUGUCGCAAUAUGAUCCGCGAAUUCCUGGACAAUCAGGAGCUGUUCUAA
Drosophila grimshawi is the source of this 501-nucleotide messenger RNA. RefSeq lists its product as uncharacterized. The coding region runs from base 1 to 501 and encodes 166 amino acids. The record is from RefSeq and is a predicted model, not a curated record. The transcript is spliced from 2 exons. Lineage: Eukaryota; Metazoa; Arthropoda; Insecta; Diptera; Drosophilidae.